GUCAGACGGGUGAUGGACUGCUGCUGGAGGCGGGCGACGUGCUGUGUGUGACGUGGCGCGGGGGGGCGGGAGGUCUUGUUUGUGUUUUGGUUCGAAGGGGAAGUUGCGAGAGGAAAGAAAAAGGAGGAGACGUGACGGGUCAAGGUCCUGAUAGUGAGGUUCGGCACACAGGACAUUGGGAGAUCUGACUAGGUCAUGGCCAAUCGGGGAGGAGCUACGAGACCCAAUGGACCCAAUGCAGGGAACAAGAUCUGUCAGUUUAAGCUGGUGCUAUUGGGGGAGUCAGCUGUUGGAAAGUCCAGCUUAGUACUUCGCUUCGUCAAGGGCCAGUUCCAUGAAUUCCAGGAGAGCACAAUAGGAGCUGCCUUCCUCACCCAAACAGUGUGUCUAGAUGACACAACCGUGAAGUUUGAGAUCUGGGACACUGCAGGUCAGGAGCGUUACCACAGUCUGGCACCCAUGUAUUACAGAGGAGCACAGGCCGCCAUCGUGGUCUACGACAUCACAAACGAGGAGUCCUUUGCGCGGGCAAAGAACUGGGUGAAGGAGCUGCAGAGACAAGCUAGCCCUAAUAUCGUCAUCGCUCUGUCAGGCAACAAAGCCGACCUAGCCAGCAAGCGAGCUGUUGAUUUCCAGGAUGCCCAGUCCUACGCAGAUGACAACAGCUUACUUUUCAUGGAGACAUCGGCUAAGACAUCUAUGAAUGUGAAUGAGAUAUUUAUGGCUAUUGCAAAGAGAUUGCCGAAGAGCGAGCCUCAGGCCGCAGGAGCCAACAGUGGACGCAGCAGGGGAGUGGACCUGACAGAAGCUGCCCAGCCAGCCAAAGCUCCGUGCUGCAGUAACUAACGCGAUGAACGCCUUCCCUCAAACCAACCAACGUGUAUAGCAGUAGCUAAUGCGACUGAUGCCCUGACUGCCACUGCAGUUACUAAUGCAAUGUGUUGUACUCUUAUCUUCAAGUCUCUGAUCGGUAAAAACAAGAAAAGAUGCCCUGGGCCCAACUUUCAAUUUUCAGUCGUGAAGUCAAUGCCAUUCCUACAUUGUAGUUCUGCUGCUACCUGGUGAAGUCUCCUAACCAUUCAUUCUUACUUUCUGUCAUCUAGCUUGUUGCAUCUAUCUAUCUGUUUUUACUGAAAGAUUAAUGACAGGAGCUAUUAGAGAAUAUUUGUGUGCUCUGCCUUCUGUCAUCUUCCUUCCAACUUGUAGAUACGUGUUUCAUUUAAGGGAAGUGGUCACUUCCCCUUUCUGGGAUAGCUUAAGACUUCAGCACGGAAUGUCAAAAUCAUGUAUGCACAUAUCUGAAUACUUACAUGGCCUAAAACAGAAAAACAAAUCAUUUAUGUGCUACUCUGCAGCAGCAGCGAAAAAAAGGCUAUUGGAAAAGAGGAGUGUGCUAUGAAUGCCAGGAGGAGGACAAGUAGAGGGUGGAGACGGAGAGAGAAGAAUCUGAAAGCGACAUAUGUCUCUCUUGUCACCAGGACCCUUUUAUCUGAAAAGUUAAAAACAGCUUUUAGAUUUUCUAUUAUCGAAUUCCCCUCUGCCUGUUCACUGCUACCUAUGUCCUUUCCCCACUUGACCCAAAGUAGCACUAGCCGUAACGUCUCUUCCAACACCCCCUUGGGCCCUAUUCUGGGGCCAUGCCUGCUCGUAGCUGUCCCUAGUGGCAUCGUGCAAUGUUUCACAGUAUUGUCUGUGAUUUUUAAGUGUCUGCAAGGACCACUGCAGAACAGCAACCCCCUCCCUACUCCACAUCGAGGCGCAGGGGCCUCUGAGGAACUCAUCCUGCCACCGCCUCUUCACCUCCUCAUGCAGUGUCCUUUCUUAAAUCUUGUGUAAGACCACCCCUUCGUGGUUAUUCUGGGGUCUCUUGGGGUUUCUGCCUUUGGAUGAUUUAGUUAAAUCAGAUGACCUUUUCUGUUGUGUUAAUGUUGCUGGACCGCUGCUGGGUUUGCACAUGGUAAAAAAAACAAAAAAAACAACAAAGGUGAUGUUCGAAGUAGAGUGUGAUAUGUGAGGUUGCUUCAUAAUCACCUUUUGAAUUAUAAUUACUUGUCAUCUCUUGAUUAGGAAGUGCUUUUAGACGUUGUGUACAAACAGGGCCUGGCUGGCUGGUGACAGGUUUCAUCCACAAACUUACUCACACGUGCCCGUUUAUGUGUGUAGGUUUGAACACAUUUAAACAUAAACACACACAUUUUAGCUCUGAACCCUGUCAGACCUGAACAUCAUUGUACAUAAACACAAACACAAAGUCUGUUACACCACUCCCUCACCUAUGUUGACCACAUAUUUGUGUUUUCUUUUUGUCCCACCCCCCUAUUUACAUUACAUAUACACCUACAGACACACGCAAACACACACAUUCAUACAGUACAUGUGGUUAAUAACUCUUUUUACAGGUCUGUCUUACUCAUGCCUUGCACUAAUGAUGCUCAUGAAUAUAUCUUGUCAUAAUUGCAGCCAGUGUGAUAUAUAUAAAUAUAAAUAAAUAUAAAUAUAUAAAUAAUAUACUGUAAAUAGGGUGUUGCAGUGUAGUCUACCUUUUUUCGAUUUAGCAGUGACAGGACUAAUGCUUGCUAGGGAGCUAUCUAGAUAAUCAUUUAAAAAAAACUGUACAGUUAUCGGAGAGAAAAAAAACAGCUUUGGAGUUUUGUUGCUGUUCCUUUUUCACAAAUAAAUUAUAAUCAGUGGUGGUCUUUAUAAUUGUAUGUAGUAUUAUAAACAAAAAUAAUUAAAUUGCAUUUAUUUAGUCAUCUGUCUUGUACCUUUUUCUCAAAAGAAAAACAAAAUCCAAAUAUUUUGGUUUCUAUUUUUUAACACUAUUAUUAGAUGUCACUAAUUCUUCUUUUAGUGGUAUCAGGCUAAGGUUCCUUGUCCAGUGAGUAGACCUGAGCCUCCAGAGACAGACACUGGUUGUGAAAGCUCCAGAAGAGUUGGACACAAACAAAACACAAGUCCGAUUAACCAACCGUCAGCCCGUCGAUAAAAUCUCGGUAAUGUUGUGACCAUAUUGUAGCAAACAUUGUAACUACUAUCAGCUGGGACAAUGGUGAGUCGGUGAAUAAAUGCAUUAACACAUGCCGGGGGAUGUAACUCGUCGAACGCCUAAUUGCAACCGAAAAGUUUAAAAAAUGCAAGCAUUUUACAGUACUGCUAUGUAAUGACCAAAUAAAUACUGAAAUAAAUUUGAUCAUUUAUUAUUGUAA
Molecule: messenger RNA, 3206 nt
Organism: Scophthalmus maximus (turbot)
Lineage: Eukaryota; Metazoa; Chordata; Actinopteri; Pleuronectiformes; Scophthalmidae
Gene: rab5aa
Product: RAB5A, member RAS oncogene family, a
Exons: 6
Coding region: 196-846 (216 amino acids)
Molecular function (GO): GTP binding; GTPase activity
Source: RefSeq, a predicted model, not a curated record